GUUUGUUUGUUACCUUUGAAACUGUCGUUUCGCAGCUUUACCAGAAAAUUCAGAGGGGCAGCAGCCAGAGGGCUAGAGCUUACAGAUUUGGUGCACACGCAGAGGUAGAGAAAGAAGAAGGAAUCAGAGCGCCAAAAUGGCGUCGUUUUUGCAGUCAUUUCUAGAUCCAAAGAAGAACUGGUUCGCCAAGCAGCACAUGAAAGCUCUCUCCAAACGCCUCCGCAAAUAUGGGCUGCGGUAUGACGAUCUUUACGAUCCGUAUUACGAGCUCGACGUGAAGGAGGCGCUUAAUCGGCUCCCCAGAGAGAUUAUUGACGCUCGUACCCAGCGUCUCAAGCGCGCAAUGGACCUUUCCAUGAAGCACGAGUACCUUCCCGAGGACCUUCAGGCAAUGCAAACCCCUUUCAGGAGCUACCUUCAAGAUAUGCUGUCUCUUGUGAAGAAGGAAAAAGCUGAACGUGAGGCCUUGGGAGCUUUGCCCCUCUAUCAGCGCACCAUUCCUUGAGACCUUCUUAGCGUUCAUUUGUAGCUUUUGCUCAUGGGAGUGAAUUCCUUGUUGAAAGUUUAGUUAUAUGUGGUAUAAUGUUACUCUAGCUGAAAAGCGAUGGAGUAUGUAUCUGCUUUAUAAAUUUCUUUUGCCAAUCAUUCGUGCCAGAGGUUGAAUCGUGUGAUUAUCCUGUACUGGCAGUUUUCUAAUAAUCAAGCAUAACCAAAAUUUUGUUUCAUUUCAUGCUUAACCACAAUAACGACAGUUUCUAUUAUGCUCGAUUUUUCCAA
Messenger RNA from Manihot esculenta (cassava), 777 nucleotides. Its product is annotated as cytochrome b-c1 complex subunit 7-2, mitochondrial. Gene Ontology annotation, biological process: mitochondrial electron transport, ubiquinol to cytochrome c. The record is from RefSeq and is a predicted model, not a curated record. The transcript is spliced from 4 exons. The coding region runs from base 137 to 505 and encodes 122 amino acids. Lineage: Eukaryota; Viridiplantae; Streptophyta; Magnoliopsida; Malpighiales; Euphorbiaceae.